AUGCCUAUUGGUACCACUCCAUAUCGUCUUGUCUAUGGCAAGUCUUUCCAUCUCCCGGUGGAGCUUGAACACCGUGCUUUAUGGGCAAUAAAAAAGAUAAACUUUGAUUUAGAAAGUGCGAGGGAGAAAAGGUGGUUGGAUCUUCAUGAGCUAGAGGAGCUUAGACUUGAUGCUUAUGACUGUGCUAGCACCUACAAAGCUCGUUCCAAAGAAGCUCAUGAUAAGCUUAUUGAGAAAAAGGAGUUUUGUGUGGGUGAUAAAGUCCUCCUCUACCACUCGAGAAUGAAGUUAUUUCCCGGAAAGCUCAUGUGA
This is a messenger RNA of Chenopodium quinoa (quinoa), 312 nucleotides long. RefSeq lists its product as uncharacterized. NCBI's taxonomy places the organism in Eukaryota, Viridiplantae, Streptophyta, Magnoliopsida, Caryophyllales, Amaranthaceae. The transcript has a single exon. Bases 1 to 312 code for a protein of 103 amino acids. The record is from RefSeq and is a predicted model, not a curated record.